AUGAAGUCCUUCACCCUCGCCACCGUCGUCGCCGCCCUCGCCUCUUCGGCCUCGGCCGUCCCCAAGCAGCCCAGCCCAGCGCAGGUCAACCUGAUCGCGAUCAACCACUCGGUCAGCGGCGCGCACACGGACCAGCUAAUUGCCAUCGACAUCGCCACCCUGACGCACAAGGACAACGUGCCGAUCACCGGCUUCGCCGUCGACAGCAUCUCGGUGACGGUGCCGGCGGCCCCGGGCCAGGCCGCCAUCACCAAGGACGACAUCGUCUGCCAGCGGUUCCAGGACCGGUGGGGCACCCAGCGCGGCAGCGCCGCCUUCACCAGUGCGAAGAACGCCUCCGUCAGCACCAACUCGGUCGAUUUCGGCUACGUCCUCUGCUACGUCACGCCCACCGCUUAA
Messenger RNA from Daldinia caldariorum, 399 nucleotides. RefSeq lists its product as uncharacterized. The record is from RefSeq and is a predicted model, not a curated record. The transcript has a single exon. NCBI's taxonomy places the organism in Eukaryota, Fungi, Ascomycota, Sordariomycetes, Xylariales, Hypoxylaceae. Bases 1 to 399 code for a protein of 132 amino acids.